Molecule: messenger RNA, 1575 nt
Organism: Symbiodinium natans
Lineage: Eukaryota; Dinophyceae; Suessiales; Symbiodiniaceae
Source: the annotation of a GenBank genome assembly
AUGCCAUGGAAAUGUCCUGGCACCUGCUCAUGGCGGCCCUUGGUGCCAUACGUGCUGCUGGCCGCGGUUCUUGCCGGCGGCUUGGCGAGUCGCGGAACGCUUUCACUUUCCAAUUGCACGCAAGCUGAGCACCGUCAUCAGCAGUCUGCAGUGAGCGGCGAGCGGGGCGAGCAAGGUGAUUUCACACACUUUGUGAGCGAGGCGGGCCUGCGUUGCGGAAGUCAAGUGCGCAAAGACUGCUGCAACCUGCCGGCCGCCACGUCUUGGAACUCGAAAUCGACUGCAGUUAACGCGACAGACUCCAGCAUGUCUUGUGACUUGUUGGAGUCCUUUCUGCGCAUAGUCAGCCCGACGUGCCCGUGGAUGAACUCGACAUGCGCAACUUGCGCACCGCCCCAGCGCAAGGGAAGGCCUUUCCGAGUUGGCAUAUUCGGAGGAUCCAACACGGCGGGGAGGGUGAUGCACAGAGUCUCGUGGGCCUACAUUGUGAAAAAGAUAUUGGAUGCCUUGGAGAUCCCAGUCCGGGUGGACAACAAUGGCAUUGCAGGGCACGGCGCCGAGUUUUGGCUGAAUUGCCAACCUACGGCAACUUAUGAUGUGGCUAUGGCAGAGUUCGCAAUCAACGAAAAGUCGACACAGAACAUGCAGUCGUUUCUCCGACUCCUGGCGAGUGUUGCACGGUACGUGGUGCUUGUGGAGCUUUUUUUUUGGGACGUGACUGCGCCAUAUGCGCCCGGCCCGAGCUACAGUGUUGGCGAGCUUGUCUCAAGGAACAGCAUGAAUGAAAGGUUUUGCAUGUUGAACAUGCGGAAGGCUGCUUCCAUCUACUGGAGGCAAGUGUCCCCUUUCACGACGCGGGAGCUGUUUUCCGUAGUUCCCGAAGAAUGCCACAAAGCUUUGGAGGAUGAGGACUUCAAGUUGCUGAAGCAGUGCAACAGUCAGUUCAGCCGCCACUUCUUGCACGGAAACCAAGCUUUUCAGGACUUGUUAGGCAUUUCCGCGGCAUGGACGCUGGUACACUUACUACGUACCAUUGAGCCGGACGAGAAGAGCACCCUGCCAAGCAUGUCAGCUUCCUUGUGCUUCGGCACGUACGGUUUCGCUCGUAAUUCUUUGGACCCUCGAUGGGAUGAGCUGGGAAGCAUCGUGCCCACCUCAUCAUUGGAAGAGCUGGACUUUGAGAGACUUUCCGGGUUUCAGUAUGGAGACCCUUUUGGGGAGAAGAGACCGCAGAACUACAAGAAGUCCAUGUAUGCGUCGACGGCUGGCUCAACGCUGGUUCUGCGCCUUGCUCCUUGCACCCGCAAGGUCGGCGUCGGCUACGUCUGGCACGCCAUGCCAUCCGAGGGCAGCCGGUUCAAAGUCACAGUCCAAGGCACCUCAAAGUCUGUCAACACAAGCGAGGCUGAGGAUCAUAAAGACCAUGGGCAGGAGCGUGUAGGUAAGUUCGUGUACAUGGACAUCAACCCGAGCCUUCCCGCCCGAUUGAAGAUCACGACGGUCAAGGUGCCGAAGGGUAACUUCGUGGAGAUAUGUCGGCUGGUGUUCUUUGGCUGCCAGAAGUGGGAACCUUAA